Messenger RNA from Pieris napi, 2373 nucleotides. RefSeq lists its product as uncharacterized. Gene Ontology annotation, biological process: regulation of transcription by RNA polymerase II. The record is from RefSeq and is a predicted model, not a curated record. Gene Ontology annotation, molecular function: DNA binding. Gene Ontology annotation, cellular component: transcription regulator complex; nucleus. NCBI's taxonomy places the organism in Eukaryota, Metazoa, Arthropoda, Insecta, Lepidoptera, Pieridae. The coding region runs from base 728 to 1423 and encodes 231 amino acids. The transcript is spliced from 2 exons.
AAGAGGAAACUACUAUUAUUUUUUGAAAGGUUAAAAUAAUAUUUCGGCUCGUAUUCUUAGAGAUAUAACCACAUUCUCGUAUAUUAUACGGGUUGCAGACCAAGAGCUAAGCUAAGUUAGUUUAGCUUCGCUCGCAUAGCUGACGCAGUUUUCCAUACUUGUGUGCAGACCACAAACUAUGUGACCUAACUAAAGUAUGCGAAGCUAAGUUAGUUGUGUAUGCCGAUGCGCAGCUACACGAGCUAAGCUAAGCCCCGCACACCAUUUGCACAUCCUUCGCCACACUGACUGAGCUUUGGCUUAGCUGUUGGUGUGCACGCUAUUUAUUUCUAACUUAGCUUAGCCUAGCUUGCUUGGCAUAGCUUAGUUUUCGGUCUGCAACCGGCAUAAAGAUUGAUGGAUAGCGCCCAAUAUGAGAUAGAAUCAAAUUAUGGACCCUAGCUCUUAAUUGCUGCAUAUGCAAUUGCCCUCCCUCACAGGGACGCCAUGGCCACGUGACACGUCACUACGUAUCCAAACAAUUAGUAUUCACAUGUAUGGCGCCUCACUCACUUGGCGACGGUUUGGCAACGUCGCCAAUUUGGAAGUGUAGCCAUGACGACGGGUCAUUUGGGUGGAGACGUCGCCAACAAAUGUAUGCGAGCAAGUUGCGUCUCACUCACUCGGUAGCCAACGGUUCGCCAAGCAAGACGCCAAAUUCGCGCUCAUUGCAAUAAGAUAGCGAAAAAUGAGUUUCGAUACUGAGAGAUUCAUCGUAGAAAUUCAGAAUCGUCCCUGUUUAUGGGAUGCCUCGUUAUCUGAGUAUUCUGAUCGUAAUAUGAAAAUUAAAUGUUGGGAAGAAAUAGUAGAUACCUUUAAAGAACAAGAUAAUCUUACGGUUCAAGAAAAACAACAUUUCGCUGAAUCGUUGCAGAAAAGGUGGAAAAGUAUCAGAGGUUGCUACACAAGAGAAGUUAAUCGGAAAAAAUCUGUAAAGUCUGGGUCGGGCUGCGGAUCACGCAAAAGUGAAUACAUUUAUUAUAAACAAUUACAAUUUCUUCAAAAAGUUGUUUCUAUAAGAGCGCCAGAUCCGACUUCGGCCACUGUAGACCCUUCAAACUCGGAGGAUAAUCCUGAGCAUGUCACACAAGAAAUCAGACAAUUACACGGUCGAAAGAAGCAGAAAACAAAAGAAAACACUGAAGAUAAUAAGUUCAUCGCAUUUCUUAAUAAAUCUAAAAGGGAAAAAUGUGAGAUAGGGAAUCAAGACGAAGACAAGCUUUUUCUCUUGUCAUUAGUUGGAACAUUAAAAAAAGUUCCACCAAACAGAAAAAUGGCAACAAAAAUUAAAAUUAUGACAAUUCUCAAUGAAGAAACCUGCAAUGAACAAACUCAGAAUACUCGUGAUUAUUGGUCAUCACCACCACCAGAUCGGCCAUCUUGAAGCUAUAAUCGUGAGUAUUCCACCAGUCGCAGGUUUCUAUUAUGCUGACUCUCCGAAUGCACUGACAGCCAUUUCAGAUGAUUCUUCUAUUAUAGACAUAUGGUUAAUAAUAUUCUACUACAGUACUAAUAUGUUAUUAUAUUUAAGUUUAAUGUUAAAAAAUUUUAAUUACAAUAAACAGCUUGCUUACCUUAAUGUCACAAAUAGUUUUUCUUCUGGACUUAUGGAUUUUCUCAGUAUAGUAUCUUGUUUUGUUAGCUCAUUCCUACAUAGUACAUAAGCUCAAUAAUUCAUCAAAUGACAUUCUCACGUAGUUAAAAAACUUUGUAGGAUAUUUUCACAAAUCUUCGAUUAGAAAAAACACCACUCCGGCUUCGGUCUGAUACAAAAGGAUGGACCCAAAGUUUCUUAGGUUUCUUUCUCUCUUUGCGACGCACGUACCAAUAAAUAAGUGCGAUUUCUUCUAUUGACAACGCGUCCAUUUUCUACAAGCCGAGAGAACUGACUGGCCAGAAAAUGGCUGCUAUUGGCUACUCCAUUUGGCAUCCUAAGGAAGCCAGAGGUAGCCAUGGCCAGCGACGUCGCCAACUAGUUCUUAUUGAGAUGUAUGCCGGCUAACUCACUUGGCGACCGACUGGCUACGUUGCCAAGUAGCCAUAGUAUUACAGCGCUAAAUCGCAUUAAGAUACAAUUUUCACGGGACCGAACCGUCGCACUAAUAAUAUGAUGUACCUACAUUUAGUUUCAACAUAUUGACGUCCGUCGUAGUUUUCUACAAUGCCAUUCCCAUAUAUAUAAUAGAAACCACAUGAAAAAGAUGUUACAGUGUUUGUAGCUCAAAUAUUCUUUGUCAAAAUCAAGUUUCUUAGUUUGGAAAGUGUAGAUACAAAAAGUCUAGCAAAGCUAUCAAAGUUGAAUUUUUAUUUAAUUAAUAGACUUUAAGUAAAAAU